Lodderomyces orthopsilosis Co 90-125 is the source of this 1434-nucleotide messenger RNA. RefSeq lists its product as uncharacterized. The record is from RefSeq and is a predicted model, not a curated record. The coding region runs from base 1 to 1434 and encodes 477 amino acids. NCBI's taxonomy places the organism in Eukaryota, Fungi, Ascomycota, Pichiomycetes, Serinales, Debaryomycetaceae. The transcript has a single exon.
AUGAAAUUUCAAAAGAAGCACCCUUAUGUACCACCUAUAAUUAGCCACAUGCAUUUUCAAUCCAUUCGAAAGAAGUGCUACCACUUCCCUCCGCAAACGACCCUCGCGAAAUAUGAAGAUCAUCUGGAAUUUCAUUCAGAUGCUUUGCUCAAUUCGCUAUCGAUGAAAUCUAGAUUUAUACCGCUAUUCGCAUCGCUUGUGAUAACGUCCUAUGCAAGGCAACUCCACUUGGAUACAGGGUCCAAUGCUGUAUGUUUCGAAAUACCGAAUCCAACAACAAUUGAGAUAACGAAAACAUUAGGAACUGAACCAGUUCCAAUAGCAAUAUUUGAAUAUGGUCAGCGAAAUGCACUACAGGGCUUACCUAACUUUGACUUCUUGGUAACUGACGCGAAGCUAGAUGAGUAUUUUGAGUUUGGGGAGUUCACUUUCAACACAGAUUCUCCACUUGCGUUUGAUAAAGUCUUGGAGGAAAAUUUGAAAUUUGACGUUACACCAAAUGUUUGGUGUUUGUACUCCCCAAAAGUACUGUAUUACGAAUACAAAGUUGAGAUUGAAGAAUCGGGGUAUUAUGAAAAGGUUGAUCACCUAUGGUGGUUAGUUGUAAACACUUUGAUUAGUUUGUUUCUUGCUAGAUUGUUUAACAUUGGUGCAAAUCCUCCUAUGUUGUACAAAGCAGAAGUGAAUUUACAAUUGAUCAAAGUGGCAGUUUUUUUAAUUACCACUCUUUUGGUGUUUUUCAAUUUAGAUGUGGCAAAGUAUGCCGACUACAUCUCGGCAAGUUUGGAUGAUGUAUUUACUAUAUUGUUUCUUCUGGGUUAUGGACUCACGUAUGCUAAUGGUCAAGACCGUAAUACCAAAAGUAUUGCAUUCAUUACUUUAUUGUGUGUUAUACCUACUUUUGCAACAAGGUAUUUUGACUUGAAGAACGACAUACAAUACAUUCUGAUUAAUAAUCAACACUACAACGUUGUUCAGGGAGUAUUGGGGUCAGAAGUUUAUGAUGGGUUUGAUAGAGUGGCAAGACUAACACAAGAGAGUAUGAUCAACAGGUUAAGUGGAGCCGUUGCUCUCCUUUUUGCAAUUUCCAAGAUUGUAAAGAUUGGAUCUUAUGUAUAUGCUAUGCGAAAGACGUUAAAGCAAUUGUCAGUAACGAAUCCAGUUGCAAAACCUUACUACAUUUGGACCGUUGUAUUCUGGUUAUUUUUUUGGCUGUUGAUUAGUGUAGCAAUGGCACCAGACAUGUUCUACAAUUACACGAAUGUCACAAACUAUGCUAAAGUGUUGAAGGAGUUUUUAAUUUCUUCCAGACGAAGACGGUUUAUCACAUUUUUAUGGGAUGAGUCACACUGGAUUGUAUUCUGGUUGAUCUGGUAUGUUGGCAAAGGGUUAUUAGUAGAAAGCAAAGUAGAUAUAAAAGAGCAAAUAGAUUAA